Messenger RNA from Penicillium alfredii, 2094 nucleotides. RefSeq names its product putative GPI-anchored cell surface glycoprotein. The transcript has a single exon. Lineage: Eukaryota; Fungi; Ascomycota; Eurotiomycetes; Eurotiales; Aspergillaceae. The record is from RefSeq and is a predicted model, not a curated record. Bases 1 to 2094 code for a protein of 697 amino acids.
AUGCCCCCCAAAAAGGGCCGCAAAUCCAUGCCAGCGCACAUCAACGCUUCCACUUUAACUCCCUCCCGACGGUCACCUCGAGUUCCUCCUUCAAGCAAAAGCAUCACAGAGAGUGCUCAAUCCUCCAAAACCCUAGCCAUGCCUGCCGCAACUCCAUCCGAGAACACCAGCAACUUCCGCUACUACAACCCUAAUUCCCCUUCAACCAGUCACCGAUCCCGCCCCUCAACACCAGAAGCCCCCUCCACACGUCGACGAGCCUUUCAGUCACGGCCUUCACGUCUCUCCACGGUACACACACCUGCCGCGGACACACCGAGUUCCAGUCAAGGUAGCCGAAUGACACGGCGAAUGACGGCUCUCGAAACCCCCAACAACCAACUGUCAGACAACGAGAUCCCAGACAGCGUGGAAACCACAAGCUGGUCAUACAAUCAGUACAUGGGCGAUUUGGGACUCAACGGAACAACGGACGAUCCCACAUCACCUACUAGUGCCUCUUCGCUUGGGACCAGAUCAGCCCGGGUCCGCAAGCCCACUAUGCGAGCAAUGGAGGCAUUGGAAUCUGGGCAGAAGAAGGCCCGUGUCAAACGCUCCCGACUUUCCAGUCCAUCCAAGGACACCAUGCAGCGAAUGGCCUCGGCUAGGGCUGCGAAGAACGCCAAAAAUGCGAGACGAUCAAAGAAAACGAAGAAUCUGGACAAAGCGCAGAAGCCUGUCCGCAAAGGCGCCAACAUCAAUGUGGAUGUGGCUGGAAAGAAGAUGUACGAGCUGGUCGUUCUUGCCCUGACCUCCGAUAUUGAGCUCCCUUCGGCCCCGACCCAAUUUUUCGCGGAGAAACGGAGCGAAUUCGAGCGACAGCAGCUUGAGGCUCUUAACAACGAUGACCCAACCUCAGGAGAUGUGGAAAUGAAUGAAGGAGUGGCUGACAACGUGCCCGAAGAAGUAGCUGAAGAAGUAGCCGAAGAAGUUGACAGCACGGGUACGCACGCCUUCCAGAAAUACGCCAAAAAGUCAUCUCCCCAGAUUGAUGCCGAUGGCUGGACUCACACUGGUCGCGUCAAUGAACACGGCGAAGAGAUUGUCUUGAUGCCGCCGCACCACAACCCGUAUCGCUCACCCCACACCUACGUCGACGAGAACCUUCCUAUGCCACCCGUGCGAGCCCGAUCGGACUUGCAGGCCCAACGUGAUGAUGCUAUGGGAUACCCGCCACUCCUGGGCGACCGCAACAUUCCAUUCGAUGUGCAGUCGCAGUUCUUGUGCGAGGACGUGUCUGAACAAAAGACACGGGCGCAGGUCCGCGACGAGGCCCGACGAAACCGAGCAAGGUCGAUCGAUACCCCCGCCAUCACCAAAAAGCCGCGCGCCCGUAAGCGUCGUCUGGCAGAGUCAGCCACCGCCGAGGUGGAUGCCGCCCCUCCCCACCGCAAUGCCAACCAGAAUGGCGAUUGCAAGUCCAAGAGACGUCGUCACACUGAGCCGGAACCAACUGCAACUUCUGUCACCACCCCUUCUCCCAAGACCUCGACCACCAAAGCCGCCAAGAAGGCGAAGCAGUCGGAACAGGCGCAGGUGACCCCUGGGGAAGACAAGAAGCCGAAGGUGCAGCGGCUUCGUUUGACUCUGAAGCCAGCCGACGAUGAGCCUGAGGCCCCGACCGAGGAACCUCCAGCCAAGAAACCCUUGGCUGUCACCAAGGCCAAGAAGCGCGGCGCCGUCAUGGAGAACGAGGCCGAGCCCAAGCGACAGCGUGUCGCCUUCAAGCCCGAGGCAGAAGGCCCGGUACCCAAUCAUCGCCAGCGCGCAGCAACCACGACGCCGACCGGGGCCAAGGGCAAGAAGCAAGAGGCAGACGCCGCUGUUGAGCCGAAGAAAGCGCUCAACUCAGAGAAGAAGCCAGCUUCGGCAAAGGGGGACAAGGGGCAGAAGUCAGGUGAAAGGAAAGCCAACGGCAAAGCCGACGCCUCACCCAAGCGUCGACAGGGAGUGUCUAAGCCUGCGACCCCCAACCCCGAGUCGGAUGCGGUGGCCAAGGGACGUGGUCGUGCCUCGUCUGUCCCCACGGGACGUCGAGGCCGACGAGCCAACUAA